AUGUUUUGUUAUAAAGAAGUCCUUGGUCCACCAGAUGAGCUGAGACUUCCGCCAAUUCAUUCUUUACAUUCUCUUCUUACUUUUUUUUCAACUGCAAAGCCACCGUCCAUGGCCCAUGAACUUGGAUUCCGACCGUCGGAGCUUUCUUUCUUUCCCCGGAAGUGUAUUUCUUCGAUCGAUCUCCGCGAAAAUGUCCGAUUACCCUUCACCCCUCAAAGGAAAACGAUCCCGGAGCCGCCGUUGAGGUGGGGUUCCGGUGGUUGCGUUGUUGUUGCAGCGAAGAAGUCGCCGAUCGAUGGUAUUUCGCCAGAGCUUAACAAAAUCGCUUCCCAGAAACUGGACUCCGCUCCUGCCCGCCGACGGGUCCGAUCGGCUUUCAUGGAGCUUCAACAGCAGCUGGAUCACUGCUUAUUCAAGAUGGCUCCUGCUGGAAUCAAGACCCAGGAGUGGUAUGAGUGUAAUUCAAGGGGCUUAAAUAUUUUCUGCAAAAGAUGGUUUCCUGAGCCUGAUGUUCAUAUUAAAGGCGCUGUCUGUUUCUGCCAUGGCUAUGGUGAUACCUGCACUUUCUUCUUUGAUGGAAUUGCUAGACACAUUGCUGCAUCAGGGUAUGCCGUUUACGCUAUGGACUAUCCUGGUUUUGGACUUUCGGAAGGAUUGCACGGUUACAUUCCUAACUUUGAUCAACUAGUUGAUGAUGUUAUAGAACAGUACAAGAAGUUUAAAGGGAGACCAGAAUUGAAAGGAUUGCCUCAUUUCAUAUUAGGUCAGUCCAUGGGGGGAGCUGUUACUUUGAAAAUUCACUUGAAGGAACCAAAGCUAUGGGAUGGAGUGGUUCUUGUGGCUCCCAUGUGUAAAAUUGCAGACGAUGUGAAACUGCCAGAACCCGUGCUUAAGGUCUUAAAUCUAAUGUCUAAUGUGGUGCCAAAAGCCAAGCUUCUCCCGAAGAUCGAUCUUGGUGAACUAGCUCUCAGAGAAAUGAAGAAAAGGAAACUGGCAGUCUACAAUGUUAUAUCGUAUGACGACAGGAUGAGAGUAAAAACUGCCAUAGAGCUUUUAAAGGCAACGGAUGAUAUCGAGAAGCAAGUUGAGAAAGUUUCAUCGCCGUUACUGGUUCUUCAUGGAGCUGCCGACAAGGUGACAGAUCCUAAGAUUAGUCGUUUUCUAUAUGAGAAAGCAUCAAGCAAAGACAAAACUCUGAAACUCUAUGAGCAAGGCUUUCAUUGCAUCCUAGAAGGAGAACCAGAUGAAAGAAUUUUCACUGUUCUUAAUGAUAUCAUCCAUUGGCUAGAUUCCCGAUGCUCCUCAACGUAGUUCUCGACUAGUUGCACAGUGAUAUCCAUCUAUUGUUAAUUAAUAAGAAUGAGUUAGAUGUUUCAGAAUUCGAAUCUCCUAUUUUAGUCGCUAAGUUUAGUACUUUUUGGUGUAGAAAUUUCAUAUUGAUUGUAAUGUUGAUUAAAAGUUAUAGGGUAACAUAUCAAACUCAUCAUACUGAGUUUAAUUUAAUAAUAGCUGGCAUGCAACAUGUACUUCCAUCAUUAAAGUUGGAAGUUUAAUAUUUUGUUGUAUGUCCAAGAAAAAAUAAUCAAAUUCCACGUGUCGAAGUAUGUAAUGUCGAUUUCUAUAAAAUAUGAACAAAAAGACUAUUAAAAUAGAUUGAAAUAUGUUGAGACUC
Molecule: messenger RNA, 1672 nt
Organism: Cucumis melo (muskmelon)
Lineage: Eukaryota; Viridiplantae; Streptophyta; Magnoliopsida; Cucurbitales; Cucurbitaceae
Product: caffeoylshikimate esterase
Exons: 8
Coding region: 1-1311 (436 amino acids)
Cellular component (GO): membrane
Molecular function (GO): lipase activity
Source: RefSeq, a predicted model, not a curated record